AUUAAUAUAUAUAAUUUUACAAUCAUUGUAUAAUUACUCUGUUAUUGUAUUACAAUGUGGUAUUAGUACUUGACACCAUCAAUAUUGUUUUGUGUUUGUUUGGCGCUUUUACUUUGAAGGAUUUAACCCAAGGAAGCCUUUUCUGCAAAAAAUGCCGCUUUUAUUCUGAAGAAUUGAACCCGGAAGUCGUACUGUCGUUGCUGCCGAGCGGAACACACACCAGUCGAGUGAACGAUAUUCUAGUUAAAACCCGUUAUUUCUCUGUUUUUAUCGGCUAUUCAUAGCCCGGGAAAGUUCUUCUACAUGUCCGCGUGACGUGUGAUGAUCCGAGAUGAGCGUCACUCUGGAUAUUAGGCUGAAAAGAGCGAACAAAGUUUACCAUGAAGGGGAGGCGGUGGCCGGCGUCGUCCUGCUGGUGUGUAAGGAGGUGCUGCAGCAUCACGGCAUCUCUCUGAACAUGGAGGGGCUGGUGAACCUGCAGCUGAGCUCCAAGAGCGUCGGCGUCUUCGAGGCUUUCUACAACUCCGUCAAGCCCAUCCAGCUGAUCAGCAGUACCAUCGAGGUGGCCAAAGCAGGAAAGAUCCCGGGAGGAAAGACUGAGAUCCCCUUUGAGUUCCCUCUGAACACCAAAGGAAACAAAGUUCUGUACGAGACGUACCACGGAGUCUUCGUCAACAUUCAGUACUCCCUCCGCUGUGACAUGAAGCGCCCCCUGCUGGCCAAAGACCUGAGCAGGAACUGUGAGUUCAUCGUUCACAGUCAGCCUCAGCAAGCUAAAGUUGUUCCCACUCCGGUCAACUUCACCAUCACUCCAGCAACCCUGCAGAACACCCGCGAGAGAAGUUUACUGCCAAAGUUUCUAGUCCGAGGCAACUUAGACGCCACCAACUGUGUGAUCAGCCAGCCGCUGACCGGAGAGGUGAUGGUGGAGAACUCAGAGGUCCCCAUAAAGAGCAUCGAGCUGCAGCUUGUGAGAGUAGAAACCUGCGGUUGUGCUGAAGGUUACGCCAGAGACGCCACAGAGAUCCAGAACAUCCAGAUAGCUGAAGGCGACGUCUGCCACGGCCUCCCGAUCCCCAUCUACAUGGUGUUCCCCCGGCUAUUCACCUGCCCCACACUGGAGACCACCAACUUCAAAGUGGAGUUUGAAGUGAACGUCGUCAUCGUGCUUCAUGAUGAUCACCUGAUCACAGAGAACUUCCCACUGAAGCUGUGCAGAGUCUGACGUCACAGGAGCUCUUUAAUGGUCCCUACACACAGCUUCUCUAAUAAUGAUAAUUAUCUGACUUUAAAGAAAACACAAUGUUCUGUCAUUAAUAAUUGUGACCAAAAGUGUAAAA
This is a messenger RNA of Anarrhichthys ocellatus (wolf-eel), 1340 nucleotides long. RefSeq names its product VPS26 endosomal protein sorting factor C (gene vps26c). Gene Ontology annotation, biological process: intracellular protein transport. The record is from RefSeq and is a predicted model, not a curated record. NCBI's taxonomy places the organism in Eukaryota, Metazoa, Chordata, Actinopteri, Perciformes, Anarhichadidae. The transcript is spliced from 8 exons. Bases 332 to 1225 code for a protein of 297 amino acids.